Molecule: messenger RNA, 1793 nt
Organism: Solanum dulcamara
Lineage: Eukaryota; Viridiplantae; Streptophyta; Magnoliopsida; Solanales; Solanaceae
Product: beta-amyrin 11-oxidase-like
Exons: 8
Coding region: 94-1599 (501 amino acids)
Biological process (GO): brassinosteroid biosynthetic process; multicellular organism development; sterol metabolic process
Cellular component (GO): endoplasmic reticulum
Molecular function (GO): ent-kaurenoic acid monooxygenase activity; heme binding; iron ion binding
Source: RefSeq, a predicted model, not a curated record
GAGUUUCUGGCCGCUUCAGAAUAGUAGGUGAACUAGUUAGAAUACCAAUUAGUUGAAUUAAGUCUGAUCAGAUCUCACUUGAGAAGGCUGAAAAUGGAGUAUGACAUUGGAUGGUUCUUCACAGUUUUGAUGAUUGGUAUUGUUGUUCUUUAUAGUUUCUUGAAGAAGGCAAAUGAAUGGUUUUGUGUGAAGAAAUUGGACAAAAGUCAAUGCAUUUUACCUCCAGGUGAUCUAGGCUGGCCUUUUAUUGGGAAUAUGUUGUCCUUUAUCAAAAGUUACAAAUAUGGUGACCCUGAAUCCUUCAUCUCUUCCAUUACCACCAGGUAUGGCAAUGGAGGGAUGUACAAAGCGUUUAUGUAUGGGAAGCCAAGCAUCAUUGUUACAACACCAGAAACAUGUAGACAAGUAUUGAUGGACGAAGAACAUUUUGUGUUGAGUUUCCCGAAAUCAUUGACAGAUCUAACAGCAAAGAGAACAUUUCACGGAGUCACAAGGCAACAGCAUAAGCUUCUGCGACAGAUAACGACUGGUUCAAUCAUUGGUCAUGAGGCGUUAUCCAUGUAUGUUGACUACAUAAAGGAGAUUGCUGUUGCUGAAUUUGAUAAGUGGGCUAGCAGGGAGGAGCCUAUUGAGUUGCUAACUGAAAUGAGGAAAUAUGCAUCUCAAGUGAUCAUGACAGUCAUUAUGGGUAUAAAAAUUGAUCAGAAAUGGUUUGAUAUGGUUGAAACAGAGUUCUCUGUUUUUGUUGAUGGAAUUUUUGCCCUGCCAGUUGAUCUACCUGGAUUCUCUUACCACAGGGCACUCAAGGCGCGGGAGAACUUAACCAAGAUAUUUCAAGCAGCAAUAGAUGAAAGGAGGGUCAAACCUAGCGAUAAAUCUAGAAUAAAGAGGAGUAUUUUGGAUUUAUUGCUGGAGAGCAAAGAUGAGGAGGGAAGGAAAUUCAGUGAUGAGAAGAUUGUCAACAUACUAAUUCUAUAUUCAUUUGGCGGCCAGAUAUCCACUGCCCCUACUGCUACGUGGACGCUUCUCUACCUGCAAGAACAUCCAGAAUACUUGCAGAAAGCUAAGGAGGAACAAGAGGAUAUUGUAAAGAGAAGACCGUCAUCUCAAACAACGCUAACCCUCAACGACAUCAGACAAAUGAAAUAUUUGUCCAAGGUAAUCGAUGAAACACUACGCCUUGUUAAUGCCUCAUCACCACUUUUUAGAGAAGCUACAAGUGCUGUUAAAAUGAAUGGCUACACUAUACCUCAAGGGUGGAAGGUUUUGGUUUGGACAAGGAAUGUACAUAUGGAUCCUAACAAUUAUCCGAACCCUAAGGAAUUCAAUCCUUCAAGAUGGGACGUAUCUUCAUUUUGUAGGAUCAUGAAACCAAGCCUGGGCAGUAUCUUCCUUUUGGAGCCGGACGCAGGUUUUGUCCUGGUGCAGACUUGGCCAGGCUUGAAAUUUCAGUUCUCCUCCAUUAUUUUCUUCUCAACUACAGGCUUGAGCAGCUUAACACAGAGAGCAAGGUGCAAUAUUUUCCAACAAUUAAGCAUACUGACAAUUGCCUUGCAAGAAUUAGGAAUCUGUCUGCAGAAAAUGUGUGAAGACUAUUGAUACUUGGCACUUCAAAGUCACUAUGGAUCGAUCAUGUACAUAACAGAAUAAAUGAUUUAACCACUCUGAUGGUCCCUGUAUUCAAUAUAGUAAAACAAAAAUACUUUUAAGAUAAAAGGAAUGUCAUUGAAUUUCAUAUCUUGUGCUUCCACAUUAAAUUAGACACUAAGUCUAAUUGUCUUUAUCACAAUCAA